CCAGUCGGGCGGCGGCGGCGGCAGCGGCGGCAGCGGAGGCAGCAGCAGCUCGGAGCGCGGGGUUCCACGCGGACUGAAUCACGGAGAGACGGCGCUCAUGGCGGCCGCGCCGCGCGGCCUCCGGGCACGAGUGAAGCUCUCCACCCCUGGCUCUGAGGUGUCUGACUGACCACCGGAAGCCGGCCAAGGAGCUUUCUGGGGCUCCUUCCAGGGCCCCUCCUUCGGGCAAAGGGGGUCGCCCCCGGGAACUGGAAAAGCACGCGGGGCUCCAGACAGAAGCAAUCUCCGCCAGUCAAGAAACCAGCCAAAGUGUUUCACCAUGGAUAUAGAUGAUGAAGAAAAUAUGAGUUCCAGCAGCGCCGAGGUCAAGGAAAACCGCAACCUGGACAACGUCUCGCCCAAAGACGGCGGGGCCCCGAGCGCCGGGGAGGCCGGGCAGCUCGCCAACGGGGGCGGCGGCGGCGCCAGCAGGAAGAGGCCCCUGGAGGACGGGACCAACGGCCACCCCAAGUUCCGCCUCAAGAGGAGGAAGAAGAUCCCGGGGCCCAUCUUGCCCAAGAACGCCCUGAUGCAGCUCAACGAGAUCAAGCCCGGCCUGCAGUACAAGCUGCUCUCGCAGACGGGGCCGGUGCACGCCCCGGUCUUCGUCAUGGCCGUGGAGGUGAACGGGCAGGCCUUCGAGGGCUCGGGGCCCACCAAGAAGAAGGCCAAGCUGCACGCGGCCGAGAAGGCCCUGCGCUCCUUCGUGCAGUUCCCCAACGCGUCCGAGGCGCACCUGGCCAUGGGCAGGACCCUCUCCAUCAACACCGACUUCACCUCGGACCAAGCCGACUUCCCCGACACGCUUUUCAACGGCUUUGAGACGCCCAUUCAGGCGGAAGCGCCUUUCUACUUGGGCUCCAACGGAGACGGCGGCUUCAGCCCCGCGGCCGACUACCCUGUGCCCGCGCCCCCCGUGCCCAGCACGCUGAUCCAGGCGCCCCUCCCCAUCCCCAUCCCCUACCCGUCGUCCAGCGGCAAGAACCCGGUGAUGAUCCUCAACGAGCUGCGGCCCGGCCUCAAGUACGAGUUUCUGUCUGAGAGCGGCGAGAGCCACGCCAAGAACUUCGUCAUGUCGGUGGCCGUGGACGGCCACAGCUUCGAGGGCUCGGGGCGGAACAAGAAGCUGGCCAAAGCGCGCGCCGCCCAGUCGGCCCUGGCCUGCCUCUUCCACAUGCAGCUGGACCAGACGCCCUCGCGGCAGCCCAUCCCCAAGGAGGGCCUCCAGCUGCAUCUGCCGCAGGUUCUGGCUGAUUCCGUGGCCCGCCUGAUCGUGGAGAAGUUCAGUGACUUGACGGAAAACUUCACGUCCCCCCAUGCUCGGAGAAAAGUGCUUUCGGGAGUUGUCAUGACGACAGGCACGGAUGUCAAAGAUGCCCAGGUGAUCAGCGUCUCCACGGGAACCAAAUGCAUCAAUGGGGAGUACAUGAGUGACCGUGGCCUGGCCCUAAAUGACUGCCACGCGGAAAUCAUAUCUCGGCGGUCUCUGAUUCGGUUCCUUUACAUGCAGCUUGAACUUUUCUUGAGUACGAGAGAGGACCAGCAGAGAUCCAUUUUCAUGAAGUCCCAGCGGGGGGGCUUCAAGCUGAAGGAGACCGUCCAGUUCCAUCUCUACAUCAGCACGAGUCCGUGCGGAGACGCCAGGAUCUUCUCGCCCCAUGAGGCUGCCCAGGAUGAUCAGGCAGACAGACACCCAAACAGGAAAGCAAGAGGACAGCUCCGGACCAAGAUCGAGUCCGGGGAGGGGACCAUUCCCGUGAGGUCGACCACGACCAUCCAGACCUGGGACGGGGUGCUGCAGGGGGAGCGGCUGCUCACCAUGUCCUGCAGUGACAAGAUUGCCAGGUGGAACGUGCUGGGCAUUCAGGGAGCCUUGCUGAGCCUCUUUGUGGAGCCAAUUUACUUCUCUAGCAUCAUCUUGGGGAGCUUAUACCACGGGGACCACCUUUCCAGAGCAGUGUACCAGCGGAUCUCAGAUAUAGAAGAGCUUCCACCUCUGUAUGCGCUCAACCGACCUUUACUUAGCGGAAUCAGCAACGCCGAAGCUCGACAGCCAGGGAAGGCCCCAAACUUCAGCGUCAACUGGACGGUCGGUGACCCCAGCUUGGAGGUCAUCAACGCUACCACCGGGAAGGACGAGAUGGGCCGCGCCUCUCGCCUCUGCAAACAGGCGCUCUACAGCCGCUGGCUGCGCAUCCACGCCAAACUCUCCUCCAACAUGCGCGCCAAGAUCAGCAAGCCCCACCUGUACCACGAGUGCAAGCAGGGCGCCGCGGAGUACCAGUCUGCCAAAGAGUCGCUCUUCAGGGCCUUCUUCAAGGCCGGCCUCGGAGCCUGGGUGGAAAAGCCCAUCGAGCAGGACCAGUUCUCCCUCAACUGCACGCCCUGACUCGGAGGGCGCCCCUGCCAGCCCCGCCCACGCCCACUGUGCGCCCCCCCUCACCGCGCACAGCGGCCGCACACGCUCACGUCACCGCCACACACUCGCAUGCCCGCGCACCCUUCCCAGGACUGACCAGCAGCCGCUUCCACCCCUUCCGUGUCUGAGAACCCGUCGUUAGGUCGUCUCCUUCUCCUCCGGAAAGCUCGGUGCGGCUGCUAGCAGAGCCCUGCGUCCCGGCAGCCGCGCGCGGACGGGUCUGGUCUUCCCUCGGACCGGCCGGCCCCGGGUCUGUGCCCCCCCCCCCCAGUAUAAUAAGGCAAUAUCGGCAGGUGCACACGAUGUCCACCCGCGUCCUCGGGGGCUUCCACGGCACUGUCAGGAUGCGGUCUGGAUUUCUCCAGAACUCCGCUGCAGAACCCAUUCCUGCUCCUCCGGGAGCUUGUCCUCAGUGGGGGGGAGGCGGGCGACGAGGGGCGGAGCCAGAACCGUGGAAAGCCUGCCCGUCCCCGCCUCCUGCCCCUGACCCCCAGCUGCUGAGAAACGAUCCUCCACGUGUGUAUUUAUUAGCCUGGGACCCCGUCCCACGCCCCGCCCCGACCGCCCCUCCCCAAUGGUGUGAAGUCGUCGUCUUCUUCCUUUUUUACCAUUAUCAACUGGAAACCCAGUAGAGGUCAACUGUAAGCGCGCAGUUAGGUCUGUGUAACGUAGAAGAAUGGACCCUUGUAGCUGAUCUCUCCUCCCCUUCUCUAUAGUUAUAUAUAUAGAGCAUAUCUGUGCCCACGGCCCGUGUAAUGUUUGUGCGCACAUGCACACACGUGGGGACGCACGCACACACGUACACAUACCCAGGAAGUCAGAGUACAAUCACAGCUUUAGCGUCACUAGGGCACCUUCCAGAGCCAGCGAGAUGCGUUAGGAACGUCUGAACGCCAGCACAAUGUUUGAACCCCCUUCCUAAGUCACUGGCGGGGCCCCUUGGGAAGCUCUGCUUUGCGAACCUUAACUCCGGGAUCUUCCCUGAUCCAUCCGGGAUCGUCCCUAGUUUGACCCUGAGGUCCCACGGGAGGGAAUCCCGUGGGCCCCGAACCCGCGAUCCCGGUGGCCGGGCCAGGGGCCGAAAGCUCCCCAGGUUUGCUCAGAGCGCGCUCGCCAGGACGGCUUCCAGUUUCUUUCCAGCCUCUCCCAGCCAUGUCUGCUCGCAGCCCGAAGGACGUAGGUCGAGGGGGAGGGGCCUGUGGGUAGAAGGGCCAGAGCUACUGACCAACUGUCCUCGCGGGUCCGUGGCCGGGCUGGCAGAAGGCGCCUCUGCCCGGGCGGAAGUCUGAGGACAGGGAAGGUCUCAUUUGCCUAAUGUAGCAGCCGCGCUCCAGGGCUCAGGUGGCCAAGGAAGCGGCUCCCGUCUGUGCUAAGGAGGGGGGCGCCGUCGCCCCCUCAAACCCCUUGGAUGUUCUACUCCCUGGAGCAGCAACUACCUCAGCUUGUGCCGGUGCCCUCUGGAUCAACCCACACCUGGCCGGCAAGGGCCGGGCGGAGGCGGGAAAGGUCCCGCCCUGGCGGAGAGACAGAUGCUUAGGAAGUCCCCUCAGUCACCGGUCAGCUCCAGGGCCUCGAAAGCAAAUAGAUUUCCAAAUGGGAAGAAAGGAGCUUCGGCAACUGUGAAUCAGGUUUUUUUAAGGGCCCUUAGGAGGUGAGACAUCAAGAAUGAGGACGAGGAUUUCUGGGAAAGAAACUGCGGGUACUCGACCAGAUGGGAAAUAAUGAAGUUAGAAAUCCAGGUUUUGUAUGAGAGGAAAUAGCAGAAAUCUGCAUUGUGUUUAUAAGGAAGGAGUGGUCACUGCUAGAAUUUUCUCAAAUUAUUUUUUAAAAAAUUUAUUUAAGAAAUCUCUUUUAGAAUUGGAGCUCUUAAGAAUAGGGCCUUUUAAAGGCCCGAAAGAGUGAAAAGAAUGGGAGCAAAUUUGCACAAAAAUCUUGGACGGUUCACGUUCAAGAGCAAGGGGCCGGGUAAGGGACGGCAUCUUCAGGGGGUCCAUUCGCCGUCAUCCUGUCUGACUAGUUCUUUGGCCGGUAAUUCUGGUCAGCAAGGAGGCAUCUGCGUACACGGGAUUGGAGGAGGAGACGGAGCGGGCGCUCGGGAUCGUCUGGGAUGCCCUCUGCUGCCGGAAAGGGUUCCUGUGGCUCUCAGCAUCCUCCCCGGAGGCAGGACUGUCUGGCCAGUCUGUGCAGAGGAACGGGCUUGGGCACCAAGCUCGGGGCCUCCCCCACUUUUGCUGCCAUCUCUCUCGUGCCCUUUAUGGGUUAAUGUGGCAUCAGUCACGGAAAGCCUUGCUUUAACUUGGAACAAUCAAAGAGGAAAAUGUGUCCAUCGUGGCUGCAAAAGUGGGGGACCGCCCCAGUCUUGUGGGGUCUGGCUGUCACUCUGAGGACCCCUGUGCCUCGAUGGCUGGCCUCCAGCUUUCCUUUCCCCUAAUCCCCCUCCUCCUUUUCAUUCUAAAGAGUGAUUAUGAAUGUUUGCCUCAGGAUCAUCACAAAAUUGAAAGAAAAUGAAUUCAGCAGAUGUAAAUACUUGAAAAACACAGCAAGGUUUUCUUCAAUUCUCUUGUAGCUUUAUCAAAGAUGCGUUUAACAGAUUGACAUGAUCCGGCCCGGGCAGUUACUGAGGUGACGCUGGGCAGGAGUGGGUCAGGGACCACCGGGCGGCGAGCCUGCCGCGGUUGUCGCCUCGCCGCCACACUCAGGACUAGCCAAGGACUCUGCGUGGACUUGUCCUGUCCUUUGCCGCUGAAGCACACGUUUUCCCAGCCCAGAAGCGGGUCCCCCCCUCCUGCAGGCGUCAGGCUCCUGGGCGAGGACACCAUGUGGCACUGCCAGGGCAGGACCACCAGCCAUUGCCCUGGUGGCCGUUUUUCAUCUCUCUCAUACUUGGAGCAUCCAGAUCAUGGCGAGGAUGAGUAUGAUCGCCAUCCUCAUCUCACCACUGUCUGUAUUCGGAGACUGCUGAAUGCUGAGAGGCCCGCCUUCCGUUGCCGACCCCCGGGUGUAAGCCAAGCCCGCCCCCGCCGCCCCACGGAGUGGAGCCCCCGGAUGGCAUUUGCACACUGACGGAGGCUCGCCUCGGGUUCCCUCAGACCGAGAAGUGGGCGCUUGGCCACUCACCGGCCCAGCCCGCCCUCCAGGCGGAGCCUCUCUGGUAAAACAGGUUGGGGGGUCUGGUUUUGUUUUUCCUACCUAGGAGCUAAUGGCGUCUGGAUGGUGUCGCCACCUUGGGCGGAGGCGGCCUCUUGCACUGAAGAAUACCUUGUAUGUUGUUGCGUUUUUAUUGUUGUCGAUAGAGAAGAUGUUGUAUUUUUUCUAGGGGGUGGGGAGAGCUUGUAAUUCAAAUCAUGCUAUUUUUAAGAAAUUGUCUAUUGAACGCUGCUCUAGAAACCUAGGAAAGUGAGUCGUCCCGCUUUGUCCAGCAUGUCCCGGCUGUGUGUCCAGCAUCCCGGUUCCCUGCUUCUCCUCCGCUUGCUGCUGGGUGAAUGGGGACAGGACUCACCGGGGUCUGCCUCCCCCCUUACUGGGACUCUUGUUCCCAGGAGGGAGGAGGCUGACCUCUUAGGGGUUGCCUCUGGAAAUCCAGGCUUUAGAGGCUCUGUAAUCAAGGGCUUCCUCCAGAAGGAAGGGAUUCCCAUCCAGAUAUGAGGUGCCCUGAAAUGAUCCCCACAGGGCUAGGCGUCCCUCUGUGGGAUUGCCGUGAUCUUCUGGGGGCUAUACCAUGAAUGCUAAAGUGAACAAGGCAACUGCUUGCUGGUCUGUGGGGGGCGAGGACCAGCCAGAACCAGAGAGGGUCUUUGCUUGGAGCCCCCUGGUCUCCUGGCCAUGAUUUAAACCCUCCCUGUCUCAAGGGAAUGCUGCAGCCUGGACCAUGGGGAAUCUGAAUCGUACAUCCAAAGAUUCAAAUAGGUUGAGAGAAAGCUGCCUCCUGUGGCUCCCGAUGGCCAGUGGGGCAGGCCCUCCUAAUACGGGAGUCUCCAUGAUUUCAUGCUCUUUUCAGGAUCUGGGUUUUAUAGCAUCUGUCCUUGUCCCCAGUGGUCUCCCUAGCAGAUGGGAGGGAAUGGAGAGCUCUCCGCUCCAAGGACACCCUUGUGGGCUCUGGGAGGAUUUCCCUUACCAUCACCCAUUGUCCACCGUAGCCCCAGGGUCCCCCUCGGCACCCGGAGCUUCAGCUGUAAGCCUGCCAAAGGAGGAACCAGCCGGCGUCCAUUUGUUGUGGAAGUUUAGUCACAUGCUGGAAAGUCACCUCUCCCUCCCUCUCCCCCAGUUUGUGCCCCCAGUUGAGCCAAGGUGACUCCCCGCCCAGAUGGUGUCUGUCUUAGGACUACCCUGCUCAGGUCCUCGAUUUUUCAGGGAUGCACCCCAAAGUCGCCUACAGCUCCCCCCAAGUUUGGAAAGUAUUCUGCUCUGCACCCCCAGAGCUUUGCACAUGGCAGGUGCUUGUGAAUGCUCGGAUAGAACUGGCUGGGUCAGAGUUGCUCCUUGGAGGCCGGUGGUCUUCACAGUGCGCCUGACCCUGGGGAUGGAGCUUUCCGGAUGGGGGAUCUCUGGGCAACAAAAGGCGCCACGAAUCUCUGCCCCGCCCCCGCCCCCUCCCCCCAUCUCAGCUGCUAGAAGGUUCUACCAGGGUUCAGAGCAUUCCACAGCCACCUUAGAAACGUGGCCGGAUCCUUUUCAAGUAUUAUAAUGAGGUCACAGCACAGGAAAGUAUCAUUCUUAAAUGAUGGGGAGCAAUCACGCUGAUGUGGGGGAGCCCUUCAAGUCAAACCCAAACUCGGCAGUCGCGACAGAGGUGGGGAGCCUCGGGAUCCCUCAGUCGGUAAGUCCGCCCCUCCCCCGUCCCAGCUACUCAGCUGCCCGUCCUGGCGGAGCGGGGUCCUGGGAGGGGGGGGGGCGGAGGACGGUGAUGAAAUCACAGGAAGCUUGCUGGUGGUUGCCGCCCCCCCCCCCCCACGUCUGAUGUUGACUGUGCUGUGGCUCUGUGGCCGGAAGCCUGACAUUCAGGUAACGGACACGGGGCUUCUUUUAAUAGAAUUUUUUUAGUGCUAUCUCCCGGGACCCCGACGAGCAGCUGCGGGCCGAAAGGUCGCAUUUGAUUGUGAUUUUGGCGUGAUCGGCGAGAGGCUCCUGCGGCCUCUCGGGGCUCGGGCCACGUUCUUUUGUCCCGCAGCUUCCUUCGUGGACUCGUGUUUCAGUAUUCUGCCCCUCCAGUGACUACCCUCGGUGGCCGUGGCAGCCCCGCCCAGGGCCGGGUUGGGCGCCGACGGCCCCUUCCUCAAAAGCACAGCUGGUGAAGCGCCGCGGAGGGAGCCCUCCCGGAACUUAGUCAGCCGCUUUUCCAGACUUCGGGUUGUUCGCUUUGGAUUGUGGUUUUAGCAAUUGGUCAAUUUGUAUGAAUAUAAACCAGCCCAGAAACUUGUCCCUAAGAUUAACCCUGCAAUACUCUCUGUAUAGAUAGACAAUAUUAUGGCCUGCAUGAGCUUUCUCUCACACUGAGACCUAGCCGGAAACGAGCAUGAGACGCUGUCAUUGUAGACAAAGGGAUUUCAAGUGUUCAAAAAUAAAAAUACAUUUAACUACA
Molecule: messenger RNA, 8036 nt
Organism: Antechinus flavipes (yellow-footed antechinus)
Lineage: Eukaryota; Metazoa; Chordata; Mammalia; Dasyuromorphia; Dasyuridae
Gene: ADARB1
Product: adenosine deaminase RNA specific B1
Exons: 11
Coding region: 320-2428 (702 amino acids)
Biological process (GO): adenosine to inosine editing; RNA processing
Cellular component (GO): nucleolus; cytoplasm
Molecular function (GO): double-stranded RNA binding; tRNA-specific adenosine deaminase activity; double-stranded RNA adenosine deaminase activity
Source: RefSeq, a predicted model, not a curated record